AAAAAAGUUACCCCGAUUGAAAUUCGCCUUCUUUGGCUGCGCAGCCAUCCCAAUCUCCUGCUUCUGCUCGCAUAUUUUGCAUCAAACAGUCGUUGUUUUAAGUUAGGAUCUCGGAUUGCUACGAUGAAGAAAGACCUUGAGGUGGCGGGUUACGCCGUGCUGCCCCUGCAGUUCCCCAAGACCUCCUCUGCAAAGGCUGCGACGCAUUACAUGUAUCUCCGAGCCCACGAGCCUCGCAUUCCGGACGAAGAUACCCCUCGCUCGAUGUUCAUCGUCAAUGUGCCCAUUGACACGACCGAGACUCACUUGCGCCACCUCUUCGGUACCCAGCUCGCGGCCGGCCGAGUUGAGCGCGUCCACUUCGAAUCCGUCCCCACGAAGAAGAAUCAGGCCGCGCUUCCGCAGGCAAAUGUCGGCGGGGGCGGCAGCAAGGCCAAGAAACGGAAGCGCGUCACCGCUGAUGAGCUGGAGUCUCAGCUGGAGGAUAUCGCACUCCCCGCGGUCUGGGACCGGCCGCUCCAGAAAAGCGGAGCGCACGCCGUCGUGGUUUUUGUGGACCAGCCCAGCAUGGAGGCCAGUCUGAAGGCUGCUCGGAAGGCCGCGCGCAAGGCGGUCAGUGGCAGCAAGAAAAUUGUUUGGGGGGAAGGGCUUGACGAGGACCGUGUGCCGGCUCUCGGGCUGGAGCGGUAUCUCUUCCACUCACAGGCUCGGUACCCCAGCCGCGGAGAACUGCUCCGCACGGUCAAUGAUUUCAUGACGGUGUUCGAGCAGGUGGCCGAGAGCCGGAAGCGCGAGGCGGCGCGCAAGGCCCAGGAGCCGGACGAGGAUGGCUUCGUGACGGUCACGAGUGGACCCAAGCUGGCGGACGCGACCCACGAGGAUGAGGCGCGGGAGUUGAUCGAGAAGCAGAAGAAGAAGCAGGAGGGCCUGGAGGACUUCUACCGCUUCCAGUCCCGAGAGAAGCGGAAGGAGAGGCAACAUGAGCUGUUGCGGAAGUUCGAUGAAGAUAAGAAGAAGCUGGCGGAUCUGAAGAGGAGAAAGGGGAAAUUCGCGCCCGAGUGAUUGUGUCUCUCGGCCGGGAUUUUCAACAAAUCAAUUAUUCCACACAUCGUCUUGGUUUAGCGCGGCGUUAGGGAAGGGAUUAUGCCAAAAGUCGAAUCUUUCAGGUCGAUAGAAUACUGUGUUUUGAGGCAGAGGUAAAUAUCUCCAAGGAUGUGAGUGCUACGUUUGUGUUUUGUGCCCCAACAUCUAACCUAUUUGUUUUCCCGUACUUUGUAUGCAUAUGAUGAAUCCGCUGGGGCCAGAGUAGCAAGACUCAGCUAGCGGCUCGAUGUCCUGCCAUGCCUUCAGAAACCAGCAUUACUCAAUCUUCUCACCUUCCUGAAGCCAGAGUAUGGGACUAGACGUUGUGGAGAUUCAUGGGUCUUUUCUGAAACAUGUGCUAAUUGACUUCUGGGGUACAGAGAGCGUAACG
Aspergillus fijiensis CBS 313.89 is the source of this 1474-nucleotide messenger RNA. RefSeq names its product putative ribosomal small subunit assembly protein. NCBI's taxonomy places the organism in Eukaryota, Fungi, Ascomycota, Eurotiomycetes, Eurotiales, Aspergillaceae. Gene Ontology annotation, biological process: ribosomal small subunit assembly; rRNA processing. Bases 124 to 1062 code for a protein of 312 amino acids. Gene Ontology annotation, cellular component: UTP-C complex; CURI complex. The record is from RefSeq and is a predicted model, not a curated record. The transcript is spliced from 2 exons.